UCCCACGUUAAGUGAAAGGCAUUUUUGCGUGUUUCCUCUGACAGUAUCCUUACUGCUGCUGUGAAAGGUGAAAUAACAACAUAAUUCUAGGAUGUGCUGCUGACUUUGCAAAUUGAAAUUUUCAAGUGCUUUAUGUUACCAUUAUUAAACUAAAUCAUAAACAUUUUGCUCGCCAUCACCACGACACUCGAAGCCCUUUGUUCUGAUCAAUGAAAAUAUUCAGGUUCAAAUGUGAAUGCACCCUCGAGAUGUUUCACCUUCCACCGGAAGCAGAGUGCAAAUAAAAUGUUUUACUGGUUUGACAACCAAAAAUCAAGGAGCAGCCCGCACGAAUGGGAUGUUGGUUUUUACUUUCAUUAUUUUAAUCCUAAAACUAAUUAACCCUGCUGCAAUGAGGCCAAGUACACUAAAACUACAACAUCUACAAAAUCAUGAUGUACCUAAGAGCAUUUUAAGGGAAGCCUAUGCAGCGUGGAAUGAUCGAUCUGAUAAUUGUAUUGUGCCAGAGCCCAACAUUCAACCAUUAUUUCGUGAUUUUAAACUAUUUCCAACAACUGGACAAGUACAUGACAUGUUACAAACUGCCAAGCAAAUUGUGCGAGGUUUCAGCAAUGGUAGUAAAUUAUCUAAACAUAAGAACGGCUUGACAUUUGGCGAAUUCUCAGUGUUGUUAUCUGACAUACGUAAAUUAAGGCAUACAACUAUACUUAAUAGCAAUGACACUUCUCAGAGUGGGUAUUGUCAAACUGACUCAUCUUCCUCUGGAAAGAAAACGAAUGCUAGACACGAUGAGCCAUCAGUUCCAAGUAAUGAAACUAUGGUUGGUCCAGAGGUAUUCUUGGGAGGUUCAUGUAAUCCAACUACUUGGCGGGCUGACGUAGCUAUACCCAAAUUGAAUGAAUUGGGUAUUACCUUCUACAAUCCGCAAGUUUCAGAAUGGACCCCAGAUCUGUUAGAAUUAGAGCACCGAGCUAAAGAGAAAGCAAAAGUGUUAUUUUUUGUUAUGGAUUCUCAAACCAGAUCAGCUGCCGGUGCUAUUGAAGUGGCACACAUAGCAGGAAGAAAUUCCAAACAUCUUGUGCUAGUCCUUUUACCAUACAAACAACAACAGAAAAUUUUGAACGAAACUUUAACAUUAGAUGAAUAUAUGGACCUUUCUCGAAAUCAGCAGCUGUUGAAGCAUCUCGUGCAUCGUAGAGGUUUACCUGUUCUAGACAAAAUCUCGUUAGCAUUAGAGCAUAUAAAGAUAAUUCUGUCUGGAGGACCUUGUCGAAAGCAUCCACAUAAUAUUGCAACAAGAUUGAUAUCUGUUCGAAGAACGUUUGAUAGAGUUUCAAACAAUAGUAGUGAUGUAAUCAACUUAACUCAAUGCCAAACGGCACUGGUGGCACUAGGCUAUACAUCUGGUAUAGUCUCAAUAAGUGUUAUCAAACAAGUUUUGGCAUAUUUUGAUGCAGUAUGUCAGAUGUAUGAUGGUAAAGCAAAAAGCAACAGAUCUCCAUCAGCUAUAUACAAAAUUAGCAAUGGCUAUGACGACGACAACAUUACGAUAACAUUUGAUGGUUUCUGCAUACUUGAGUCAUACCUUUCCGUCCUUCAACAAGAGAUUCAGGAAACCAGCUGUGUUUCUCCCAUCAAGGGCACCAACCUUCAGCAGCCGCCAAUCUAUCUAACAGAUGUUCAAGGAUGGAAUCAUCGUGUGCCUCCUUCACCUAUUAGUACUGGAAAAAAUUGCACGCUGGAUGCUGCAAUAAAUACCAAGAACAAAUCUAUCCAUAGCAGUAUAACGAAGGUUUUUAAUAAUACGCUCAAUGCUAGCGGAGGUGACAACACGUACUAUAAUGAUGCAUUUAAUGCUUCAUCAUCAACGUCUUUUGAGAAUUCAUUUCAAAAUACGCUUAUCAGCAACAACAAAUCAGUAAAUGAAGAUCACACCAAUACAAACCGUUGCGUUCAAUUGCAGCAGAGGAAUGACGUCGCCAGUGCACAGGUCACUGAAAGAAGCAAUUCGAAUGAUUCAUCUGACCAUAGUGAACUUAAUGGUCUGAAACCCCGUGAUCUGUAUCUUGGAGGCAGUUGUUGGAUGCUAACCAACUGGCGACAGAAGUACGCAGUGCCUUAUCUGAAAUCUAAAAAUAUCACAUUCUAUACUUCCAAUCUCCAUGAAAGCCCGGAAGGUUCUCUCAAUUUCAGUGAAACUGGAGAAAUCAGCAUGACAAACAACGAUGAGUUGAUAUUUAAUCCAGCUAUAUUAGACGCGAGUCGAAUUCUGUUGUUUGUUAUCACGAAUCAAACCAGGUCUUUAGGAGCAAUGACGAUGGCAGCACAUUACAUGGGAAUGGGAUAUAAUGUCGUUCUAUGUGUACAAAUGUUACAUAAUGAGUGCAUUAUCAAUGGACUACAGCUUACGAAUUCAGCGAUUAAAGAUUACAAUCGGGGUCGAGUGUACCUAUCAGAUCUUGCCAAACGACAAGGUAUUCCUGUAUUUAACGACAUUGAAGAAGCCCUUAAAUCUGCAGUGGAUAAGUUGAGGUCACAUUAGAUGAGCUGUAUCAACAAAAUUCAUAGAACGUACUGUCAGGAGCAUGGAUAGAUGGCUGAUUACUGAUACAUUUUAUGAACUCCAAAAGAUGUGUCGAUUAAUUAUUCUUCAAUGCACUGAUAAGCAAAAAUUAAUUCAUUAAAAAACAGAGCCGAUGCUUAAUUUUAAGGCAUUUUUGGCAGAAACAAAAUAAUUGCUUCAAGUGGCAGAUAAUAUUGGAUGUACAUGCGAACGAUUCAUUGUAUAAAUUCACGCUUGUUCACGAUUCACUACGUGUGCGCUGAUUGCUGCAGAAAUGUGCAUGCAUUUUUCGAACGGUACAAGAUCCAAUUAAAAAAAAAUUAAACGAAUAGAAAAGAUAGAAUCUAUUUAAUCAAGGAAACAUGUCAUCUAUUUUAAAACUCUUGGCACUAUCGAUAGUAACACCCUUUGCUUAUCCCAAUAGAAGGCUUGUAUUGGCCUUUUGGUACUUAUUUUAAAUUCUAUGUUGAUAAUGAUCUUAAAAACAGGAUUUUUAAAUGCAUCACACCAGAAAUCAUAGAUUUUAAUGAAACAUGUAAAUUAACCUUUAAGUAACGGUCAAAGACCAAACCAUACUCUUACAAACAUGACUUACGCUUGUAAAUAGAUAAAUAAAAUUAGUUUGAUAAGCAUAGAUUAUUGUUUAUUUAAAAUGUUAUUUAACACUUACACUAAGAACUACCUAAUGUCAACAGCAUUUGGUUCUCGAAAAUCGUCCUCAACCUUUAUUUAGAUUUGUAACACCAUAAAUACUGCUAAUUUGGCAAAAACAUUGAAAAUCAAUCUGGCGUUUAGAAUAUACACCAAGGGUAACUGAUAAAAAAGAAGCUUGAGAAAAUAAA
Molecule: messenger RNA, 3405 nt
Organism: Ochlerotatus camptorhynchus
Lineage: Eukaryota; Metazoa; Arthropoda; Insecta; Diptera; Culicidae
Gene: raw
Product: raw
Exons: 10
Coding region: 236-2542 (768 amino acids)
Cellular component (GO): plasma membrane
Source: RefSeq, a predicted model, not a curated record